UUGAUGGUGACGUCGUGAGUUAUGGAACGGCAAUCAGCGCGUGCGAGAAGUGUGGCAUGUGGGAAUCGGCUUUGGUUUUGGCUCAGGAGAUGCAGGCAGGCCGCAUCUCAUUGGACUUGGUGAGUUACAAUGCCACCAUGAGUGCCUGCGAAAAAGGCCAGGCAUGGCAAUAUGCACUAGGCCUUCUGUUUCAAAUGCCAAGUCUACGACUUUUGCCCGAUGUGGUCUCCUUCAAUGCUGCAAUUGUAGCAUGUGAGCAGGGUAGCAAGUGGGAGCUGGCCCCCAGCUUGUUGACUGUGAUGGCAGACUCUCAAGUCCCACCCGACCUCUUGACCUACAAUUCCAUGAUUACUGCGUACGUAUCUGGGGUCCAAUGGGAAAUGGCACUGAGUACCUUGACAGAAGCGUCCUCUCAUUCGUUCAAACCAAACACGAUCAGCUUCAGUGCUGCGAUCACUGCCUGCGAGAAGGGUUGUCAAUGGGAGAUGGCCCUUGAUGUGCUUCAGGGCAUGCCACAGGCGAUGGCGUUGCCCAAUCUGGUGAGUUUCAACGCUGCAAUCAGCGCCUGUGAAAAAGGCUGGAGAUGGGAGGAGGCGGUCGCAAUCUUCCAAAGGCUGCCAGAGAAGAGUUUGGUGCCAGACUUGAUCAGCUACAAUGCAGUCAUCUCUGCUUGCGAGAAAGGUGCGCAAUGGAAGAUGGCUUUGCAUUUGCUUUUCCGAAUGGAUGAGGGUCAACUCUUUCCCGAUGAGAUCAGUUUCAACUCCGCCACUAUUGCUUGUGAAAAGGCAGGUGCUUGGCAGGCCGCCUUUCACAUCCUGGAGCACAUGUUGGUGCUGCAGUUGCUACCAGAUGCGGUGUUUGCAGGAUCUGCCACAAGUGCCUUGAGGGCUGCCAGGGGCCCUGUGAAAGCAACACACUUUCUGCGCUCCCUGCGACGCUUCUGGCAGCCUUGCUACGCGCAACCUCCGGAUAGCCAGGCGAUUGUGGCAAAAGGUGCUGGUGUCAUCGCCAUUUUCAAACCGGCUGGUGUCACCACGGAAGACUUUGUGGCGCCACUUCGAGAGCAAAGCCAGCCAGUGGACGUCUUGCAGAUUGUAUCCAGGCUGGACCAUCCCACGAGCGGCGUCCUACCUCUGGCAGUUGGAACAGCAGGUUCAAUGGAGGCAAAUUGGCUGCGCGGGCAGUUUGCUGGCCGUUUGGUCUUCAAGGAGUACCUCUGCCUUUGCGAGGGUCCUGCUUUAGGUGAAGCAGGAGUAGAGGGCACAAUAGACGCUCCCCUUCUGACCAAAGAGAUAGAUGGUGUCAGCAGAAGUGAGGUUUCGGAAGUAUUUGGGCGGGAAGCCAUCACAAAGUAUACGGUGGUUGCCAGAUAUCGACCAAAGCAGCCGGCUGCACAGGAAGCAACGGACCGUGAAGUGAUGCUGUUGGCAGUGAGGCCAAAGACAGGACGGACUCAUCAAAUCCGAGUUCACAUGGCCAGCAUCGAUUGUCCCUUAGCCGGCGAUUUGACCUAUGGCUUCCGAGCCCAGAACUCCUCGGUUCGGUGCCCUCGUCUCUUCCUGCACUGCCGUCGCAUCCAGCUGCUAGACAUCAACGAUGAUGUCUUCUCGGCAGAAGCCCAGCUGCCUCGGGAAUUGACAGAAGUGAUUGAAACCUUGGACCCACUUGGCUAAACCUCGGCUAAGCGGCUAACCAUGGCUAACCCCUAGCGGCUAAGCCUUGGCCAAGCAGAGAGGCAUCUUGAGACCCAGAUGGUGAUGGAGCUUGGGCCGCGCAGCAGGUCUUUGCGCAGACUGACGAGAGAUGACAGGAUUUAUGUAAGGAAGACCACAAGAUAUGGUGAUGUUCGGCUGCUGCCUGGACGGAAUGGUUACAGUUACAGGAUAUUACAGGGUUUACACCAUGAUUCACUUGGUGACUGUUGGCGGCUGUUUGGAUGCACCAUGAUGCACGACCCGGGUCACGACCAACAUCUUGCAACGAUCCAAUGCCCUAUGGCCUUCUGCAACAUCGAUCCAGAGACACUUCGGCUGUGUGCAGAUUUGUAGUUUUGCUGCCCUCAACCUUUGGAACACUUUGCUUUCAAGAGUUUGGGUCGGCAAGGAAGGUGCCAAUGCCAUUGGUGGACUGUCAGGAUCCAUCAGGUAUGAAAAAUCAGCAGCUGCUACCGACUGUGUCCUGUGUUCUGAUUU
This is a messenger RNA of Cladocopium goreaui, 2192 nucleotides long. NCBI's taxonomy places the organism in Eukaryota, Dinophyceae, Suessiales, Symbiodiniaceae. The record is from the annotation of a GenBank genome assembly.